This is a messenger RNA of Punica granatum (pomegranate), 1206 nucleotides long. NCBI's taxonomy places the organism in Eukaryota, Viridiplantae, Streptophyta, Magnoliopsida, Myrtales, Lythraceae. The record is from RefSeq and is a predicted model, not a curated record.
GGUCGUAGUCUCCUCCUACUCUCCUUCUCGGUCGUGUCUCCGAUUUCUCAUCUCAAACUCUCUCUUCGUCUCUCCGUGAAAAUGUCGAACGGCGGCGGCUUAACUGUGCUGGACGGCUCCGAGCUCAGAGCCUCUGAUUUCAAUCUCGGCGAUAACUUCAGCUCCGCCAUCACCGGAGCUCAGGUGAUCGGGAUAGCGGAGACGAAUGCCAGUGUGUGCUUGUACGGAAUCUCGUUGCCGGAGAGUCUCAGGCGCUCUGCUCUCAAUCGCAUCGGGGUGUCAGACGUAGCCAGUUUCUCUACCACGCAGCUUGAGGCAAAACGAGCUAUGGAGAAGAUCAAGGACUACGUCAAUGCAAUCGCCGAUCAUUUAGAUGAUGAUCCAAUUGUUGCAACGAUUCUGGAUGGAAGCACACUUCGCCUGUAUCUCGAGGAUGAAGAUGAUUUCGCCGUGUUGGCUGAGGACCUCUUCACUGAUUUAGAUGCUGAAGAUAAAGGAAAGAUUAGAAAGAAGGAGAUACUAAAUGCUCUCGAUCGCAUGGGAGCUCAGAUGGGCAUCCCUCCUCGUUCAGAACUUCCGCUGAUAGACGAUAUUUUAAAGAAACAUGGAGCUGAAGGAGAAGAGGAAGUGGGCCAAGCUCAAUUUGCACAAAUACUGCAGCCUGUACUACAGGAACUUGUAGAUUAUCUGUCCGAGAAGCCCAUUGUUUUAGCCCAUAAUGUGAAGGUUGCCAAUGGUUCAAGGAUUCGAAAGUUCUUGGAAAAUGAGAAGGAAUUGGCUAGUCUCACUGAAAAGAUGUGGCAGUCUCGGAAUGAAGGCACUGAUGGACAAGGGACCAUAGAACCUGUCCGAACAUAUCUGGAGAAAUUUGGCAAGGAGUUGGGGUUGCCGCCUUCCAAGGUCGAUGAAUCGGCUGCCCUGUAUGAUUCAGUAUUUGAUGUUGUUGCUGCACCAGAGACAGUUGGGAGGGAUGAGUUCGGGGAGCUCGUGAAAGGAAUCUUGGGAAAAUUCGCUCAGCAGCUUGAUGCUAAUCCAGUGUUCUAUGACCCCGAAGAGUGAGGGUUUUUUCAGUUCAUCUGGGUCGGCUUUCUUUCCCGAUAGCUUCUGCGUCCGAACUUCUGAGAGUGAUGUGAUUUGUUUUGAUAUGAAUACACACCACACAUAUUAGCAAUGGAAUAAUAUUGAUUCAUGCAUAUUUUUUCUUCC